Alternaria alternata is the source of this 2331-nucleotide messenger RNA. Its product is annotated as methylcrotonoyl-CoA carboxylase subunit alpha mitochondrial precursor. NCBI's taxonomy places the organism in Eukaryota, Fungi, Ascomycota, Dothideomycetes, Pleosporales, Pleosporaceae. The transcript has 4 exons. The record is from RefSeq and is a predicted model, not a curated record. Gene Ontology annotation, cellular component: mitochondrion. Bases 67 to 2205 code for a protein of 712 amino acids. Gene Ontology annotation, molecular function: metal ion binding; methylcrotonoyl-CoA carboxylase activity; ATP binding.
CACAAAGAAAGUACUUUUGUAGCUGUUCAAUCGAUACUUUUUGCUCCAUAAACUCUCCCCGUGAACAUGCGUGCCUUCAAAAAGUCUUCUCACCUCUCCCGCCAGCUCUUCGCUACCAAUGGCGUCCGCUACAACUCCACUAUUGCGCCAGCUUCCAAGCCGCUUACCUCUGUGCUUAUAGCAAACCGCGGAGAAAUCGCCUUGCGAGUUGGAAGAACAGCCUCAGAAUAUGGCAUCCGAACUACGACGCUCUUCACAGACCCAGAUGCUCGAUCACAACACGCACUGAGCUCGCCGUACGCCGUAAACCUCGGAGACCCUUCGGCAUAUCUCGAUGGAGAUAGAAUAAUACAAAUCGCGAAGGAGCAAGGCUGUCAGGGCAUUCAUCCGGGCUACGGCUUUUUGAGCGAGAACCCUACGUUUGCCAGAAAAUGCACAGACGCAGGUCUGACAUUCAUUGGCCCACCAUGGCAAGCAAUCGAAUCCAUGGGAAGCAAGAGUGAGUCGAAGGAUAUCAUGACCAAGGCCGGCGUCCCCUGCAUCCCAGGCUACCACGGUUCCAAUCAAGAUCCAGAAUACCUCAAAGAGCAGGCAGCGAGCAUCGGCUACCCUGUGCUCCUCAAGGCCGUCAAAGGCGGUGGCGGCAAGGGUAUGCGCAUCGUCAAUACCGAGGCUGAGUUCUUCGAUCAGCUCGCGUCGGCAAAAUCAGAAGCACGGAAUUCUUUCGGCGACGAAGUCAUGCUAGUGGAGAAGUACAUUACCACACCUCGCCACAUCGAAGUCCAGGUCUUCGCCGAUAAACAUGGCAACUGCGUUGCGCUGGGUGAGAGAGACUGCAGUAUCCAGCGUCGGCAUCAGAAGAUCCUGGAAGAGUCACCCGCACCACACUUAGAUGAAGCCAUUAGGCAAGAUAUCUGGGAGAAGGCGAGGCAGGCUGCGCUUGCAGUCGGUUAUGAAGGAGCAGGCACAGUCGAAUUCAUCUUCGACAAUGAGACUGGCGAGUUCUUCUUUAUGGAGAUGAACACAAGACUGCAAGUCGAGCACCCGGUUACAGAGAUGGUAACAGGCGAAGACCUCGUGAGAUGGCAGCUCAUUGUUGCUGAAGGCGGAAAACUACCCCUUACCCAACAAGAGAUUGAACAGAGGAUCAAGGAGAGGGGCCACGCCAUCGAAGCUCGCAUCUACGCUGAGAACCCAGACAUGAACUUCAUUCCCGAUUCCGGACUUUUGCUACAUCUGAAGACUCCCGUACCCACUUCCACUGUUCGUAUUGACUCUGGCUUCAUCGCUGGCGACGAAGUAUCCUCGCACUACGACCCCAUGAUUUCCAAACUUAUCGUUCAAGGCCCCACACGUGAGGCUGCUAUUCAAAAGAUGCGAGCUGCCUUAGAAGAGUACGAGGUCGCAGGUCCUAUAACGAACAUCGAAUUCAUCAAGCGCAUGUGCGUAUCACCAGACUUUGUCGCUGGCGAAGUAGAAACAGGAUAUAUUCAGAAGCAUCACGCUGAGCUUUUUACGCCUGAGCCCCUAGCAGCAGAAGUUUACGCGCAGGCCGCCUUAGGUCUUGCGCUGCAAGAGAUUUCCUCAGCUAGAGGAGACGUAUGGACUGGACCGCCAGUAACAGCUGUAGGAUUUGGUUUCAGCAGCUCAUACCAACAGCGGGAAUUCAACCUCAUUGAAAUCCCCGCCGACGGCAAAGGAGAAGCCAAAGCAACAAAGGUCAGCAUCCGGCAAACCAGCCCCCAAAAAUUCGACAUCAGCGUUGGCGAAAAAACAUAUGCAAACGUCACAUCAACCUUCUCCCCCUCCAAUAACACAUUGACAUCUUUCUACCCACACACCCGCCUAGCCACAACCUUCAUCCGCGACGAAGACCGCCUCACUCUUUUCCACCUCGGUCGCCAACACCGUCUCAAGCUCGCAAUGCCCGAGUGGACGAAGAAGGCGCUUGGCGUCAAGGACGUAGCAAAUAGCGUUCUUGCACCCAUGCCUUGUAAAGUCCUCAGAGUGGAAGUCGAGGAGGGCCAGGAGGUCAAGAAGGACCAGGCGCUUGUUGUCAUCGAGAGCAUGAAGAUGGAGACUGUAAUAAGGAGCCCGAGUCACGGCAUCGUUAAGCGGAUUGUGCAUGGCAAGGGGGAUCUGUGUAAAGCAGGGACUGCGUUGGUGGAGUUUGAGGAACCAGAUGCAGAGGCGGAGUCGAAGUAAGAAUUCUGUCUACACAUUUCACACGUGUGUGCAAUCACAGAAAGAAAAAAAUUUACGAGUUAUGAUAUGUAUACUGUUGACCGGAAAUUUAUUUAUAGAUUCUGUUUCUGUCUUUAGUGACGUGAA